GGGAACGACUGCUGGGACGGCUUCUCUCUGCAGGGCGGCGGCGCGGCUAGACGGUCCGCCGAGGACGCCAUAGAGGCGCCCUCGCCGCCGCCGCCCGGGGCGGUCGCGCCCCCGCCGCCCCCGCCGCCCGUGGGGGCGGCUCCGCCGCCGCCGCCGCGCCGCCGCCCCGCGAUCCCCAAGGGAUACGCCUGCCAGCCAGGGCGGAGGUACACGGGCCAGGCCUGGGGAGUCCUGCUCACAGGACCCAACCUGUGUCCUCCCUGGAAGACUGCGCGGCCGCGUGCGACGGUGUGGACGACUGCUCCAUCUUCGUUUACGACGUGGAUGUGGGCCAGUGCUUUCUGA
Messenger RNA from Prorocentrum cordatum, 345 nucleotides. The record is from the annotation of a GenBank genome assembly. Lineage: Eukaryota; Dinophyceae; Prorocentrales; Prorocentraceae.